GUGCUGCUGCGUCAAGCACAAGGGUCAAGACUCAAGUGUAGUGAAGAAGAGCCCAGACUCCAGAGUUUUAAAAUUAAAGGUUAGAGAGAAGAUGAUAUUGGUGGCGAUAGUGGCGGAGCUACUGGAGGAGUACACUGUGCUUCUGGCCAGGGUAUUAGAGCAAAUGUUUCACGAUGCCCCCUUUCCCAGGCGUAUGCGUUUCCUCAUUCUCCGUAAUCUUCCUUUCGUUUCCCUCACGCCUCGCCCUCGUAUGAUCCGAGCCUCUGCUUAGCCUUCUCUCUGUCUCUCCCUAUUUCUCAUGUUUACCUUUUUCCGUUCUUUCUGCGAUUUUUGAUCUUGUAUGUAUAUGAGCAUUUUUCUUUAUAGCUUUUAAUCUCAACCAUUCUGUAAUAUUAAACGAAUUUUAUCUCUUUCUUUUGUUUU
This is a messenger RNA of Nelumbo nucifera (sacred lotus), 423 nucleotides long. RefSeq lists its product as uncharacterized. NCBI's taxonomy places the organism in Eukaryota, Viridiplantae, Streptophyta, Magnoliopsida, Proteales, Nelumbonaceae. The record is from RefSeq and is a predicted model, not a curated record.